UUAAAAACAUAAGUUUUGACAACAUGAAAUAACAAUGAAGCUAAGAGUAAGAUUCGAGAAAAAGACGAAAAUAAUAACUAUUGAAGAUGAACCGCAACCUACAUUUGAAACUUUGAAGUCAGCAAUAAGAGAAACUGCGUUUGGAGAAUGGGGAAUAAAUAUCGAUGCUAGUUUUCAAAUUAGUUUGGAUGGUAAAACAUGUGCAGGAGAAGGAGAAAGUAAUUUAAAAUCAGCAGGAAUUGUAUCUGGGGAUCUCAUCAAGGUCUUACUUGGUGAUAAUGCAUUGGUUAUGGGAAUUUCACAAACUUCUGUGGAAGAAAACACAUCUUCAGUUACUCCUGUGAUGUCUGAAAUGUCUGUGGCUUCAGAAACCUUUGAGCAAGAUCAACCUGGUCCAUCAACAGUUACUGAAACAGAAACUACAGAAUAUAUACCUUGUUCAUCACCUGGUCCCAUAUUUUUCAGAGACUGUAAUGGUUCAUCUGAUGUUCCACAUUUAGUGCAAAAACUUUAUGAAGAUGAUUUUAUUAAAAAUGAAUUUCAAGCGCUUUGUAUCACUUUGCAUUUUAUGAUGUGUGAGAGUGGUUUUUAUAUUGAAGGAAUGACCGAGCAUAGUGACAUAUUACCCCAUUUACAAUCUCGAAUAUUCGCAGUAGAAUACAGUCAUGCAGCAGGCCCAGAUUUGAAAUUCAAUUUCACUUGCAAUCAGCUUGGUUCAUUCGUUCUUGUUAACGGAGUUGCGCAACCGUGUCGCAAUACCAACGAACAAGUCUUAACUCUUCAAAUAACGACGAAAGACUAUAUUCAAAGUUUCACAGCCUCCACUAAGAAUUCAAAUGCUGCCGCUGUCUACAAGAAUUUAUCAAAAUUGAAUCGACAAGUUAAAGAAACGAUCGCUCAUCCUGCGUUGAAUAACAUGAGAGAAGAGUUGCAACUCCCACCAGUUCAUGGACUUUUGUCGUUAUUUCCUGAAAUUUUACAACUAAUUUUUUCACAGCUAGACUGUAAAAGCUUGAUAUCUUUAUCCCAAGUAAACAAAGCAUUACAGGACAUAACCAAUGAUGAAAAUCUAUGGAGAAACUUGUAUAUAAAGGAUUUUAAAUCCCAUCCCAUUAGUGUUGAAAAUUCUUGGAAAAAAACAUAUUCUAAGCGUUUCGUUAGAGAAAAGGAACGUAAACAAGACAUGGAGCGCUAUUAUCGUGAUUAUCAAACUGACCCCUGGCCCCAAUUUCCGACCCCAAUUCCUGGUCAACCCGUUCCAUUUCCUGAUCAGCAACCAUUUGGAAUGAUAGGUGGUGAACAUGACUUGCAUCCAACUUUUCCUUAUGGACCAUUUGCAACCCCACCCAGACGCUUACCCCCAGCACGACCCAAUCACCCAAUGCAUCCAGAUAAUCCUCUUCCUGGUUCACGAUAUGACCCCAUAUUUCCUGGUGGAGGUUUCAGACCUGGAAGGGGUGGUGGAAUGAUGGACGCUGAUUUUGAAGGGUUUGGGGCUCCAACGAUGCCUUUUCAAGGUCGCCAAAGAAGGUCACGACAUGACCAGAGAUAUGGGUUCAUGUAAAUUAACUUUAAAUUCCCAUGUUAUUGUUACUUUACUCUCUUCUCCCUGCUACGUGUGAUUUUUUUUCAAAUCUGUGUGUUUACAGCAAUAAUUGAAAUGCAACAUUCUGUAGGCAUCUGUAUAAUUACAGGAUAAAUGCAAAUAGGAACAUUUCCAUCACAUGGCCCCGUUUGUGUCAAUUGUUUCAAAUAGUAAGCUGUUUUCUAAGCUUGUAGCGUUUCCUAAAUGACCUAGAAUGUUUGUGAAUCAUAAUAAAAAUAACUGCAAAAGUGGUAAAUUCAAUUACAGAUUGUUUACUGUGAAGUUUUCACAAUUUUUAUCUAAACCUUUUGAUUGCCAGAAUAGCUUAACAUUAACAUUUUAGGUUACGAUCAUUUUAACUUUACUUGGUUGGCAACUUGUUUUGAAAAUAUUGGUAUAAGCUCAAUCUUACUAGAUUUUGAUGAAUCGUCUAUAUUCAGGCAAUAAUUUUGUUGAAAUAUAUUUUGUAGUUUUCUGAUAAAUGUUGAUUGUGAUCUUUUGUGAUAACUCGCCGAUCUUCUUUUUUGUGCUGAUUUAAUUUGAAAUUUUUGUACUAUAAAACUUCAGUUUCUUUAUUUAAUUUUACGUUAACAUAAGAUUUGAGCAAUAAAUAUUCUUUAAUGUUUUGUAAAUA
This is a messenger RNA of Styela clava, 2219 nucleotides long. Its product is annotated as F-box only protein 7-like. Lineage: Eukaryota; Metazoa; Chordata; Ascidiacea; Stolidobranchia; Styelidae. Gene Ontology annotation, molecular function: protein kinase binding. Gene Ontology annotation, biological process: positive regulation of autophagy of mitochondrion. The record is from RefSeq and is a predicted model, not a curated record.